GAAUAUUAAACAUUGGGCGGGCACUCCUCCUUCAAGCCCUUUUCCUUUCCCCAAAGUCUCCAAAACCAAAACCUUUUGAUUUGCUAGAAAACCCUCUUCUCUCUCUGCCUUAAACAUGAAGAAACUGGUGCCCUCUCCUUCGAUUUCUCCCCUUGUUUCCUGCUUCAUUCACCAUCUCCUCCUCUACCUUCAAACCCUUCCUUGAGACACCAACAACCUUGAUUUCCAUCUUCCUUCACCUCUAGUGUUUCUUUUUUUCUUUUAUGGGGGCUGCUGUAUCUGGUCUUUCAGCUGCAGAUUCUCAAUUCAAGACUGGUCUUAACGAUGUGCCUGAAGGUUGUAUAUCGUCCAUAUAUAUGUACUUGGAUCCGCCGGAGAUUUGCAAAUUGGCGAGGCUGAACAGGGCUUUCCGUCGAGCUUCUUUGGCCGAUUUCGUGUGGGAAACGAAGCUGCCGUCGAAUCACGGGCACCUGGUGAAGAAAGUGAUCGGUCAAACUCCCGACACUUUGUGCAAGAAAGAGACUUUCGCUAGACUGUGCAGACCUAAUCGUUUUGAUGGUGGCUCCAAGGAAGUGUGGUUGGAUAAACAGAGCGGUAAGCUUUGCUUGUCGGUAUCUGCCAAGGCGCUGAAAAUAACAGGGAUCGAUGACCGGAGAUACUGGAAUCAUAUUCCGACAGAAGAAUCCAGAUUUGAGACCGUGGCGUAUCUCCAACAAAUAUGGUGGUUUGAAGUGGUUGGAGAAUUAGAGUUCGAGUUUCCACCCGGAUCAUAUAGUUUAUUUUUCAGGUUGCACCUAGGUAAACCCUCGAGAAGAUUCGGUCGACGGAUAUGCAACAUCGACCAAGUUCAUGGGUGGAACAUGAAGCCUGUUCGGUUCCAACUCUCGACAUCAACGGGCCAAGAAGCCUCGUCGGAGUGUUACUUGUAUGAACCCGGGAAAUGGAUUUAUUAUCAUGUGGGCGAUUUUGUCGUCACCGAGGACUCGAAUUCCACGACUAAAAUCAAGUUCUCGAUGUUGCAGAUAGAUUGUACACACACAAAAGGAGGUCUCUGUGUGGAUUCUGUGUUGAUAUGCCCCAAUGAGUUUAAACAGAUGAGAUUUAAGUAAUUAAAUCAUAUGAUACUAAUUAUAUCAAAACUGAUGUUUUUUUUUCUUUUCACGA
This is a messenger RNA of Hibiscus syriacus, 1164 nucleotides long. Its product is annotated as F-box protein PP2-A13-like. Gene Ontology annotation, molecular function: protein binding. The transcript is spliced from 3 exons. Lineage: Eukaryota; Viridiplantae; Streptophyta; Magnoliopsida; Malvales; Malvaceae. The record is from RefSeq and is a predicted model, not a curated record. Bases 264 to 1109 code for a protein of 281 amino acids.